AUGUCUACUUUCCAAAAGCCUCCUCAGGCGGCCUUGCUCGAUUAUGAAUCCGCUCGGUCUAUGCAUGAUGGUGCUUCCUACCCCAGCUAUGGACAAACGCCUUAUGUAACGAAUGCCUCUAUGGUCCCUUCGCCCAUGACCGAUCACACGAGCCAGAUUUCCGAUUGUGUUCCCUACAUGAGCAACCAGAGCUAUGCUAGCUCCUAUGAGGAGGGUCGGUCUCCGAUGAUGGGUGGAGAGUCCCGCCAAGUGCCUGAAAUCCUUUCUUACUCUCCUCAGCGGGGAUCUGAAGGUACCAGAGUGUUUGUGGAAAUUCAGUCUCCCUACGACCUUCACACCUCAUCAUAUGCGACGGUUUAUCUCGUCUUCGGCUCGAAGAAGACCGAGUGCGUCCCUCAAUUCGUUGGAUUCCAGGGAACCGCCUUCCAGUAUGCCCUUUCCGUGGACACUCCCCCUUUCAUGUCGACGGGUUCGCCAUCAUUCGCUGUGCCGCUCCAGGUAGUAGUGGAUGGACAAGGCGAGUGCCCUACGACCGCCCUGCAAGUUGGUGUCUAUACAUAUGAGCAAGCUUCCCACCAUUCUCCUUCCGAUGAAUCCCGCAAGAGAAGAAUCUCGUCCAUUUCCGAGGACACCUCCAGACCUACCAAGAGAAGCGGUGUCCAGGCCAUGCACGCAAGAGAUCACUCCGCCAGCUAUUCGACGACGUACUCGCCCUACCUGCAACCUCUCCCGGCCAUGAAUGGCUUUGCGACCCCGUAUCAUGCAGCCCCCUCGCCUCGAGUUGGUCCCGCGCAAUACUCAACCGUCUCGGCAUCUUCGCAACCGUCCAUCAGGGCGCCUUCUCCCUUGACUCCAUCAUGGAGCCCUUCCUAUAUGUCUGUCAGCAGUGAUCCUCGGACGCCGGGUUUCGGGGUUAGUCACGGUCUCCCCCAAAAGGCAUCAUCCCCUGGUCGGUUUUCGAACCCAACGCUUAUCCGAACGUCGACGCUGCAGCACUCCGGAUCCAUCCCUCAAACGCAAUCGUUCAACCCUUACGCCAUGUAUCCGUCAAAGGCCAUUCUGAAACUGAACGGAGACUUGGAUACCAUGACCGAACAUUGGACCAAGGAAGAGCGCGACAUGAAACGACGUUUGGUGCAGUUUACCCGGGUCCAAAAUGGCAGCACGAUUCACGCCGAUUUUAAGCCUGUUGCCCCUGAGGACCGAGCUCCCAACAGUAUUUGUAUCAGCUGCAUCAACUGGGAUGGGAAGGAUGAAUGUUUUGUGACCAGCGUGGACACCAUUUAUCUCUUGGAAUCGCUCGUUGGUGUCCGUUUCACUGUGGAGGAGAAGAACCGCAUUCGCAGAAACUUGGAGGGCUUCCGUCCCCUAACCGUGUCGAAAGCCAAGGCCGACAGCGAAGAAUUCUUCAAGGUCAUCAUGGGAUUUCCAGCACCCAAGCCCCGCAACAUCGAGAAGGAUGUGAAGGUCUUCCCCUGGAAGAUCCUGAGCCAUGCUCUGAAGAAAAUCAUUGGAAAAUACUCCGCAAGCUACUCUUCCACUGCUGGUGCCCUGCCUACUCCGAUCGCCUCCAACUACACGAGCAAUGGCGCCGCGUCCGAUUCCGGGACCGAGCCAUUGAACGCAGGAUCCCCUCAGUCUGUUUCAGAUACUGCUCCUUCGACAACGUAUAGUUCGGCUAUGGGAGUACCGGCUUAUUCACCCCCAACGGGGCAUUCCGGGGCGCCAAUGACGAAUCCAGCUGAAAUGCGUGCCGUGUUACCGGCCGUCAACCAGUCCUACCAUAGCAUGGCCACCCCUUAUCAAUGCGCGCCAGUCUGCCAGCAACCGAGCCAGAUUGGACUGAAUGCUCCAGUGAGUCGGGCCUGGGAGUUGAACCCUCUCGUUAACGCCCCUCCAACCAGCGGGCCUCCUAGCAGCACUUCCUGCUACACCUAUAUGGCACCGAUGCCAUACUCGCUCCCAGAUCAAGGGCCUUAA
Aspergillus melleus is the source of this 1980-nucleotide messenger RNA. RefSeq names its product transcriptional regulator medA (gene medA). Gene Ontology annotation, cellular component: nucleus. NCBI's taxonomy places the organism in Eukaryota, Fungi, Ascomycota, Eurotiomycetes, Eurotiales, Aspergillaceae. The record is from RefSeq and is a predicted model, not a curated record. The transcript is spliced from 3 exons. Bases 1 to 1980 code for a protein of 659 amino acids.